AUGAUUGCCCUUAUCACAUUUGGAAUUCUGGUGAUUUUGGUAGUAACCAUUGGUCUCCUUGUUCAUUUUUUUGGAACUGAAAGGACCCACUAUUAUCAAGGUACCUUUUUUGUCUCUGGUAUUUCAGAGAGUUAUGACUGUAGCAAAAGAACUUCACAGGACAGCAAAGCUCUGAGUGAAAAAAUACAGAAUCUGAUGUUGGAUACAUUUUAUAAUUCUAGGAUAUCCAAACAGUACCUUAACUUAGAAGUCAUCAGUCUAUCUGCUGAUACCAAUGGUGUGGUGGCUAAAAUUUGGCUGGCAUUUAAGUUUGUUCUUGCUAAGAGGGCUGACAUGAAGAGAAAAAUUGAAAGUAUCUUACAUCAGAUGCUAAAGGACAACAAAAAAUCCUUGGCUACAGACCCUUCUUCUCUUAAUAUUAUUGAAAUCAGUAAAGAAGAUGCUGACAAACUUUUUUUCAACUGUUGUGGGAGACGACUAAAACUGUCGUCAGAGGACCCACUCAUGGAAAAUAACAGAAUUGUAGGAGGAAAGCCUUCCAAGGAAGGAGAAUGGCCGUGGCAAGCCAGUCUAAAACUGAAUGGUGUACACCACUGUGGGGCUUCUCUGAUCAGCAAAAAGUGGCUGGUAUCUGCAGCUCAUUGUUUUAUAAGAUCUAAAGACCCUAAAACAUGGACUAUCACUUUUGGAAAUAUGGUAAAUCAGCCCUAUAUGAAACAAAAUGUUAAAACCAUCAUUAUUCAUGAAGGUUAUCGAUCUGCUUCUUUGUGGAAUGACAUUGCUUUAGUGCAGCUUGUUAAAGAAGUCAAGUUCACAAGCAGUGUUCGUUCUAUUUGUCUUCCUGAAGCCACACAGGAUUUUUCAGCAGGUGACAUGGCUGUUGUUACAGGAUGGGGAAGACUUUCCAUGAAGGGACCACUCCCAGUGAUACUUCAACAAGCCAAAGUGCAAAUCAUUGAUUCAGAUACUUGCAAUGACCCACAAAUAUAUGCUGGUAUGAUUAAAGAUUUCAUGCUAUGUGCAGGAUAUUUGAGUGGAAAAGCUGAUGCCUGUAAGAAUGAUUCUGGUGGACCAUUAGUUUCACUUAGUUCUAGUGGUGUCUGGUACCUCCUUGGAAUAGUGAGCUGGGGAGAUGGAUGUGGUAAUGUGAACAAACCAGGUGUCUACACCAGAGUGACUUUCUAUCGUGACUGGAUUGCUAAAAAAACUGGAAUCUGA
Messenger RNA from Sarcophilus harrisii (Tasmanian devil), 1218 nucleotides. Its product is annotated as transmembrane protease serine 11B. The coding region runs from base 1 to 1218 and encodes 405 amino acids. Lineage: Eukaryota; Metazoa; Chordata; Mammalia; Dasyuromorphia; Dasyuridae. Gene Ontology annotation, molecular function: serine-type endopeptidase activity. The transcript has 9 exons. Gene Ontology annotation, biological process: proteolysis. The record is from RefSeq and is a predicted model, not a curated record.